Molecule: messenger RNA, 1362 nt
Organism: Nelumbo nucifera (sacred lotus)
Lineage: Eukaryota; Viridiplantae; Streptophyta; Magnoliopsida; Proteales; Nelumbonaceae
Product: ubiquitin carboxyl-terminal hydrolase 2-like
Biological process (GO): ubiquitin-dependent protein catabolic process; protein deubiquitination
Cellular component (GO): cytoplasm
Molecular function (GO): cysteine-type deubiquitinase activity
Source: RefSeq, a predicted model, not a curated record
UUACUGGUGAGACUUCGGAAAGGAGUAGAGAGCAUUCCAGUUCCAGCAAUAAUACUAGGUAAAGGAGAAGAACGAGAACAAGGAGAGGGAGAAGGCUGAGGAGUGAGAAGGAAGGGUAUCAGUCCGAGCAAGACACUUAUACCCAUCCAGAUCCAGCUCGACAUCAUGUCUUGGUGCACUAUUGAAUCUGAUCCUGGUGUGUUUAGUGAACUUAUACAACAAAUGCAAGUGAAAGGCGUGCAGGUAGAAGAAUUAUAUUCAUUAGACCUGGAUUCUCUCUGCAAUCUUCGGCCAGUGUAUGGGUUGAUAUUCCUUUUCAAAUGGCGUCCCGGAGAAAAGGACGAUCGCCUUGUAAUUAAGGAUCCAAACCCAAAUUUAUUUUUUGCAAGCCAGGUUAUUAAUAAUGCAUGUGCAACCCAAGCAAUUCUCUCCAUUCUUAUGAAUUGUCCGGACAUUGACAUUGGGCCAGAACUGUCAAUGUUGAAGGAGUUCACAAAGAACUUUCCACCUGAACUAAAAGGCUUGGCAAUCAACAAUAGUGAAGCCAUACGUACAGCACACAAUAGCUUUGCAAGACCUGAGCCUUUCGUACCGGAUGAGCAAAAGGUUGCAAGCAAGGAUGAUGAUGUAUACCAUUUUAUAAGCUAUUUGCCCGUUGAUGGUGUUCUGUAUGAGCUUGAUGGAUUGAAGGAGGGACCCAUUAGCCUUGGACAGUGCCCUGGUGGAUCAGGUGAUAUGGACUGGUUGCGAAUGGUGCAGCCAGUGAUCCAGGAACGCAUUGAAAGGUACUCUAGAAGUGAGAUAAGAUUCAACCUUAUGGCAAUUAUCAAGAAUAGGAAGGAGAUGUACACUGCUGAACUCAAGGAUCUCCAAAGAAAGAGGGAACGUCUCUUGCAGCAGCUUGCUGCUGCACAGUCGGACAGAAUGGGGGAUAAUAGUAAUAUUGAAGCACUAAACAAAUCACUUGCAGAAGUGAAUUCUGGGAUUGAGGGUGCAACCGAGAAGAUACUAAUGGAGGAGGAGAAAUUCAAGAAACGGAGAACAGAAAAUAUUCGUCGAAAACACAACUACAUACCAUUUUUGUUCAACUUCCUCAAGAUUCUUGCAGAAAAGAGGCAGCUCAAGCCUUUGAUUGAGAAAGCCAAACAGAAAGCAUGCAGCACCCCUAAGUGAAGGGUCCCUUCCGUUCUGUUGGCUGUGGGACCCUGGUGAAAGUCCGGUAGUUAAUGCAAAAAUUUAAUUCUUUUGUAGCCUUUGUUAUGUCUAUAUUUUCUGAGAUAAGGAACGCUUGUUCUAUUUGAGAAAAUGCUUAAUCCUUGAUGAUCAAUGCCAUUUCAUCUUUCAAGUUUGAACAAGUUCAAA